AUGGCCCCGUCUGCGGCUGCAUUACCCAGCAUGAAUACCGCUGUCGAUCCACUAAAGGAGGUGGAAGACGAUUGGAAGUCCGCCAACUCUGUAACGGAUUCUUUGGAAAAAUUACGUAUAAAUAUCCCGAGAGGUACCGAAAAACCCCUUCCAAAGCUCCUUCUCCAGGCUGACGCAAAGGAUUCCGACUCCUGGAUAUCCGUCAGCCUUGGAGGAAUACAUUAUUUGGACGAGGCCGAAGAAAAAUGCGCAGUCAUUAUCCAGAUCCGCCAUGACACAAGGCACGAAGACGUCCGGUGCCGGAAGAUCAAUUUUGACUUUGCAGUUGCAGGACUUGAUGAAUCUGAUGAUGAUGAAAACUCCAAAGUUACGUGGGCAUUACAGAGCCCCAUUCAGGUGCGAAAGCUGGCGCUUCGAGAAAAGUAG
This is a messenger RNA of Penicillium samsonianum, 426 nucleotides long. RefSeq lists its product as uncharacterized. The record is from RefSeq and is a predicted model, not a curated record. NCBI's taxonomy places the organism in Eukaryota, Fungi, Ascomycota, Eurotiomycetes, Eurotiales, Aspergillaceae. The transcript is spliced from 2 exons. The coding region runs from base 1 to 426 and encodes 141 amino acids.